GCACACACAGGCAAGAGCACAUCAGGAUGAGGUGGUGGCUGCUCAGGCCCGUCUCCAGCGGAGUGGGUGUGGCGACCGACCAGAAUUCACCCCAGGAUUGACUGGUAGAUCGCGACCAAUGCCUUGGACAUGUCUGUUGUAUGUUUCUCUCAUCCUGUUAUUUUGUUACAGUUUUCUCUCAGUUUAUUAUUAAGGCUUAGUUUACAUUUACAUGAGCCACGUAUUUUUCUGAAACAAAAAAAAACUCUGCUGAGGAAAGGUGUAGAAUAUCCUAAACUUGAGUGAGCGAAGGGAUAUUGCCAGUUUGCCAGGAGGAUUGGUUUGGUUAAUCAUCCCCCCACCUCUACAACAUUCCCAUCCUACAAAAACACUCAAAGCUUACUAUAGAGAAGUGAGAAGUUCAGGUAUUGCAUUUGUCUAAAGAGGCAGGGAAACCUGUAAGACACUUCUCUGCCCAGAAAUGUUGGCAUUUGCACCCAUUUUAUCCAGUGGGCAGCCAGUGACCUCCCUGGGUUCCUGAAUGGCAGGAGGCUGCCCAUUGCAAGACAGAACUUGCAAAGAGAAUAUUGAAAUGAGUUGCACAGGCUGCUUUUACAGAAGUAGGGCAAGGUCUGAGAGAUUCAUAUGGACAACUUGUUUUCCUGGGUUAUCAUCACAAGAAGGCCAUGGAAGAGAUAAGUUUUUCUGGAAAAGAAAUCAGUUAAAUGGGGCCUUGUAGCUGAUCAAUUGAUGCUUUGUUCCCUAGCUAAUGACAUCUAGCAGUUCCACUAAAAAGCCUUUUUGCAAAUGUAUCAAGAAAGUUAUGCCUAUGUCAGUGGGCAUCACUCCCUCCAUUCAGAUCCUGAAUUCUCUUGCCCAGACCUAACAAUUGCAGCACAAACAGUUUACAAUGGAUUAUACAGUAGAACAAAGAGUCCAGUGUCUGGAAGAAUCCUCAGAAUUAAGCAAAGAGGUUUCUGGUUAUCAUUGUCCUGAUUCAGUUCUCAGUUAAAUGGCUGAAUAUAGUUUAAGCCUUUAUUUCAGUUUUAAUUGGUGGUGUCAGAGAGUAUGCAUACAAAUCAGGCUCACACUGCUAAGUCUGUUAGUAGGUUAACGUAUGACUUCAAGUUGAAAUAAUUUCCUUUAUUUCUUUUAGCAAUAUAUCACAUUUAAUUUUACUGUAUAUUUAAAUAUAAGCUGGAAUCAUAGAGUUGGAAGGUCUUUAAGCAGAGGCUUGACAGGCAUAUGUCAGGAAUGCUUUGAUGGUGUUUCCCGCUUGGCAGGGGGUUGGACUGGAUGGCCCUUGUGGUCUCUUCCAACUCUAUGAUGGUUAUCUAUGCUGUAAAGCUGUGUUUCCCAAACUUUGAAUAAUCAUGUACGCCUUCUGAAAGUUUAUUCUUACUGGCAUUCCCCUUCUUAGAAGAAGAUAAUUGGGGAGUAGUUUUAAUAAUACUAUUUUAGCUUUGAAUUGUUUUAUGCAGCUAAAAAAGCUAUGAUGAAUUAUAAUUAUAAUUUCUGCCAUGUACCCUUUGAACCCCAUUCAUGUCUCGCUAAGGGUACAUGUACCACACUUUGGGAAACACUCCUGUAAAGGAUCGAGCCUUAUGCCUCUGUGUUCAAGUGGCAGAACUAGCCAGCUUCUCUUGAGCACAAGGACUUCCCAGUUGCAGGGAGGGCAUCAUGGUGAGGGUUGUGAGAGAAGACCAGUUGUUCUGGGAGCAUCCAAAACUGAAGUUGGCACUUGGAGAUGCUUAGCUUUGAAGUAGCAGGUUGUCUUGAGCUGCAAGUAGAUGGGUCUCUUCUAAUAUUUUCAGAGAGCUCUAUUGGCUGCCUUGUCUAGGAAUGACGUUGUUGGGAUUAGCCUCUCUGAAACGUUUUUCUGUACAAGCCCCAUCAAAUGAGGAGGAGGAGUAGGAGUUUAAAAAUAGUAUUCUGUCUCAUGUUUUUAGACCCUGCUUAGUCAUGCUUUGUUUAUGUAAUGAUGAAAGAAUUGGAGAAAUCUGCCUUAUCCAUAAAGUAUCUGCUGUGGACAGUGAUACUACUGUUCAAAUGGUGGCUUUACACACACACACACACACACACACACACACACACACACACACACACACACACAAACACACAUUUUAAAGAGAAUCCCCAGAGAAUUUACAUGAACAUUCUAAAUUUGAUACUUAGCUGCAGAAAUCCUAGGAAGUGUGCACAAACUAGUGGUUUUUAGAAGUUUGUCUUCCUAUCUGUUGUUUUAAGACUUAAGUGAAUCUGGUAAAAAGAAUUUGAAUGGAAAAAGAUGUUUUGCUUUCCAAUUACUGUAUCAGAGAGAGAGAGUGUUCCUUGCUUUCCUCUGUCUUGUCAAAUAGCUGAUUAAUACCACCAUCUAGUGGGAAUUUAGUUUAUAGGUCAUUUGCUGUUUUAACACCCAUCACUUCUGUAGCAGCUGUGGCCAAUCAAUUUAAUUUACACUGGCCAUUGGCAUUACUCCAAAUUCACAGUAACUGCCGAUAUGACCAGUAGUGAGUGAUUCAGCACCAAAUUAAAGGGUUUAUCUAUUUUUGUGUCAUAAAUUAACAGUUCUGUUCCCUUGCCUUUCAGUGUGUUUCUGUAAAUUCAGAAGCUGCUUAAAUUAAGGAGCCAUUCAGAUCCCAUUACGAAAAACAAUGAGUUAUGAAGCUACAAUUUGAGGGCAGAAGGAAAAUGAGCUUCACACCGUCAUUUAAAAGCAGCAGCAAAGAAUAUGCAUAAAGCUUCUUCACUUGAUCAACCAAAAACACCACAAAACAAAACAAAAAUGUGCUAGCCUUUUCCCAGGUCUUUCCUGACCUGACAGUCAUUCAUCUUUACUGACUACUAACUGUAUCCAUGGCACAAAUUCCUUCUCCCUCCCUUUACCAUGGGGUCUCAGCAACCUUUUCUGCCUCUUACACGCUACGGAAAGGAGUCCUGGCAGUCCAGUGCCAACUUAGGGUGCUCCAGAUAGAACGGGAAGAAAUUUUAAACACGAUUGCGUUCUGACGCGCACCAGUCUCUUGGAUCUUGGUGCUGCAGGUGCAGCUGGAUUACGAUAGUACAAAAAGAGAAUUUUGAAACAGAGCCCAAGUCGCCUGCUAUCAAAACUGGCCACUUGGACCAGCCCUUGGGGCAUCUUACUUGGGGAAAAUGAAAAGUUUCAGAUCUCAGGUUCCCUUGGGUGUCAGAAUGACAGGGAAUGAGAGGUUUGAUUGGGGUUCUUCCCUUGCAGUUAAUUGCCUCUCUAAGGACAAUUAGGGUGGCUGGAGAACCCCAUUUCUCCUGUUCUCCACUCCCCCUCCUAGCUACCUAUUGCCAGGAAGACUGGGAGUGAGGGCAAAAGAUAUAGAAAAGUUGAGUUUGAGAAUCUUGGUUGCUGGGUGUUUCAGAGAAUCCCGCCCACGUCCGCAUGUGCUGCUCCUGGUGAUCCCAGGAUCUUUUACUAAUUUAUGGCUGGCCUGAUCAAGCAUUGCUUCCUCUGGUUAGCCCCGUUGGAACUCCAGUUAUUUCCAGACCCUGGGAUCACUGGAGGACUGGUGGCUCCUCCUGGCAAAUGGCCUGGUGCGCGCUGGUCCUUCCUCGCCCCCAGAUACCGGGCAACCGAUGGUCCCUUCGUGUGUCGCCAUCUGUUGUAAACAAAAUCUGCCCUUACGGGGUAUACAAGAGCCCUUAUAGAGUCCUUUGCAGGUUCUCCAUCGGUAGGAGAAAAUAACAGAGGCCAACCAGAGAAUAUUGGGAAGCAAAGCAGCUUGUAAGCCUGUUCUUUAUUGAACUCUUGCAACAGGGUGCUCCCCUUCCAGGCAGGAGAAAGGAGGAGGACCCAGAACAAAGGUGUGCCCACCCUUAUAUAGACAUUUUAAAUUGCCUGCCCUGGAGUCCAAGACCACCCCCAGAAACCUCAUACAUAGAUCACAGAAGGGGUGUAGCCCAAGACCACUCCCCAGAUACAUCAUACCUACAUCACAGAAAAGGCAGUCUACAACAGAAAUUUGAAUGUUGUUGUUUUCCUGUCUGCCAGGUUAUCUGAUAAUGCCUUUUCUGGUGGUCUGGCCAUUCCUUUGAGAUGGUAAUCACUUAAUUCCUGAGACAAGGGGGAGGUUUCCUCACCCCCUCCCUCCUUGCAGAGAAACAUUUGGUCAGUUUGGGGAGUCAAAAUGGUUUCAGGACUAUGCUGCUCCAGACACGUGGUUUAUAUUUUUGUGCACCUGUUUGCUUAGGUAUAUAUAUGAUCUUAAUUUAUUUAUUUUUACACUCCUCUUCAUGCAAACUCUGAGGUAGUGCGGUAAGCAAGGCAGCAUUCUCCUUGUUCCGAUAUUCUUCCAGUUCCUGCUUUGAAAGCCAGGAGGUGGCAUCAUUGAGCUAUAGGUUUGCACAGCAGCUGUGGGAGCCUCUUGUGGAGAGAGGAAGAUACUGGAGGUGUUUGCAUCCCCUCUGCCUCACCUCUGAUGGGAGAAGGUCAGAAGGGGAAGCCUGAGAUGGACCAAGCAGCAAGACACAUGGGAGCUGAGAUGGUUUACAGUACGGAGUUGUCCUUCUCUCAUCUCUUUCCCCCAGUAGCUUUACAGCUGUGAUUGCAGAGGCCAGCCAAAUGGCAUAUGCCCCAAUAAGCAAAGUCUGUGUCCUAAAUGCUGCUUACAGAUCAGGCAAAUACUUCUCCUGUAACUGCAAAUUCCUCACAUUUCUGCAUUUUCUUUGGGGAUGGGGAGGAGACUGUAUGUUGAUGCUUGCCUAGUGGUGACACCAGCAAGUUAUUUAAAUAGGAAUUAAAUUGCGGUACUGGGUUGUUUAUUUUCUGUUUUAAGAUAGUAACAUUUGUUUUGGGAGUAGAGUAGAUGUGUUGCCAUUUGUACAUCUAUGGGUUUAAUAUGUCAUUGUGUGAAAUGAAGGCAGGAUUGGCUGAGUAUGUAGGGCACAAUUGUAUUAGAAUUACAUAACAAUGUUUGAGUGGUGGAACCUGAUGAAAAGACAGGGAUGUUAGAGUCCCUUAACAGACUAUAUUGUGCCACAAUGAAGACAGCUCAAGCUCUGCAACGAAUGUGGCUACAUGCUGUGAAAAAGUUGAGGAUUCUAAAAUGGCAUGCCCCAGGCAUGGAAGAGCUGAUAUGGGAACAGUAUACAGUGACCUUACAAAGGGACUCAAAGCGAGGGUUUGGGAUUGCAGUUUCUGGUGGCAGAGACAACCCUCAUUUUGAAAAUGGUGAAACAUCCAUAGUUGUGUCAGAUGUCCUUGCAGGUGGCCCAGCAGAUGGAUUACUUCAAGAGAACGAUAGAGUGGUUAUGGUUAAUAAUACACCCAUGGAAAAUGUGGCCCAUUCUUUUGCUGUGCAGCAGUUAAGGAAAAGUGGGAAAGUGGCUACCAUUAUAGUUAAAAGACCUCGCCAAGUGCAGCUCCCAGCUGUGAGAAGAAGCCCCUCUCUGGACUACGACUACCGGCCCUUUGACGUUAUGGAUAGCCGUGCUGAGUUUGAUGGCAGAAGCACUCGAAGUGGCUACAGUGAAAGGAGUUGGUAUAGUGGGAAUGGGGGCCGGAGCCAGAGCUGGGGAGACCACCUGGACCGGGGCUACAGGACUGGCCGUGACCGGGGGCGCCAGCACAGCAGAGAGCGCAGCUACAGCCGCGAUCAAAAUCGUGGCCAGAGCAUGGACAGAGAGAGGAGCUUGGACCACGAAUACCAAAGACCCCGAAGCAGAGGCAGGAGCAUGGAUAGAGAGGAUGAAUAUGACCGGCGCUAUGGUGGUGAUCGGAGUGUGCACCGAGACUACGACUGGAGAACCCGUCUUGAAGCCCCUCGUGAGAGGGAAGCCAAGAGCGGGAGCAGAGACCGGCUUAAUUCCCGCAGCCCUUCCCCCGAAUUGCAACCUCAGUAUGACUAUGGAGCACAUCAAGACCCCGGUGGGCCAGUUAAUGUUCUCCUCACAAAAAGCAGAUCAAAUGAAGAAUAUGGCCUUCGACUUGGAAGUCAGAUUUUCAUCAAAGAAAUGACCAGCACCGGGCUUGCAACCAAGGAUGGCAAUUUGCACGAAGGGGACAUCAUUCUCAAAAUCAAUGGUACAGUGACAGAGAAUAUGUCUUUAUUUGAUGCCAGAAAAUUGAUUGAGAAAUCAAGAGGAAAACUCCAGUUGGUUGUCCUAAGGGAUAGAAAACAAACCCUAAUCAACAUUCCUUCCAUGCAUGACAGCGAGUCAGAAAUAGAAGAUAUUUCUGAAAUAGAGUCAAACAGGUCUUGCUCCCCUCAGGAUGAUAGGAGGCUGCACCAUUCAGAUUUAGAUUCUCAUUCUUCCAACGAAAAGCUAAAGGAAAAACAGAGUGCAAAAGAAGAUCCUGCCAGCAGACUCUCCAAAAUGGGAGCAACACCUACGCCUUUUAGAUCAACCAGUGAUGUCACUGCUGCUUUAAUCUCAGAGACAAAUAGUGAACCUAAGUACCAAGACGAUCCUCCAGUUGUUCAGCCCAAGCCAGCCCCAAGAACGUUCCUUCAGCCAAGUCCUGAAGACCUAGCAAUAUAUGGUCCUGGUACAAAGAUGGUGAAGUUCAAGAAAGGUGACAGCGUGGGCAUCAGACUGGCUGGUGGGAAUGAUGUAGGAAUAUUUGUUGCUGGAAUUCAAGAAGGUACCUCUGCAGAGCAGGAAGGCCUACAAGAGGGAGACCAGAUUCUUAAGGUAAACACUCAAGAUUUCAGAGGUAUCAUUCGAGAGGAUGCUGUUCUGUACCUGUUGGAAAUUCCCAAAGGAGAUAUUGUGACAAUUCUGGCCCAGAGCAAAUAUGAUGUUUACAGAGAUAUAAUGGCCUGCGGCAGAGGAGAUUCUUUCUUCAUAAGGACACAUUUUGAAUGUGAAAAGGAAAUGCCGCAAAGCUUAGCCUUCACCAGAGGGGAGGUCUUCCGAGUGGUCGAUACGCUGUACGAUGGAAAACUGGGUCACUGGCUGGCUGUGCGGAUUGAGAGCGAGUUGGAGAAGGGCCUGAUUCCAAACAAAAGCAGGGCUGAGCAGAUGGCCAGUGUUCAGAAUGCUCAGAGAGAUGGCUCCAGUGACAGGGCAGACUUCUGGCGGAUGCGUGGCCAACGGUCUGGAAUGAAAAAGAAUCUAAAGAAGAGCCGUGAAGAUUUGACAGCAAUUGCAUCUGUUAGCACAAAAUUUCCAGCUUAUGAGCGAGUCAUGCUCCGGGAGGCUGGUUUUCGGCGCCCUGUGGUGAUCUUUGGUCCCAUUGCAGACGUAGCAAUGGAGAAACUCUGCAGUGACUUGCCUGAGAUGUUUCAUGCUGCCAAAACCGAGCCUAAAGAUGCAGGCUCAGAAAAGUCCACUGGCGUUGUGCGUUUGAAUACUGUGAGGCAAAUCAUUGAGCAGGAUAAGCAUGCUCUAUUGGAUGUGACCCCCAAAGCUGUGGAUCUGUUAAACUACACCCAGUGGUUCCCGAUUGUAGUUUUUUUCAACCCAGAUAGCAGGCAGGGUGUGAAAGUCAUGAGGCAAAGGCUAAUUCCCACCUCCAACAAGAGCGCAAGGAAGUUGUAUGACCAAGCAAAUAAGCUGAAGAGGACCUUCUCGCAUCUCUUCACAGCUACUAUUGAUCUAAAUUCAGCCAAUGAUGGUUGGUAUGGCAGCCUAAAAGAUACUAUUCAUCAACAACAAAGUGAAGCUGUGUGGGUCUCCGAAGGAAAGCUGGAAGGAAUGGAUGAUGACCUGGAAGACCGUAUGUCAUACUUAACAGCAAUGGGCGCUGACUAUCUGAGCUGUGACAGCCGACUGGUCAGUGACAUGGAAGACACUGAUGGAGAAGGUGGGGCUUACACAGACAACGAGCUUGAUGAACCAAUCAACGAGCCCAGAGUUUCCUCCAUUAGUCGGUCCUCCGAGCCUGUGCAGCAGCAGCAGCAGCAGCAGCAGGAGGAGAGUUUAAGGAAAUCCAGCCCAGAACCAAGAACUCAAAUGAGAAGAGCUGGUAGCAGGGAAGUUCUGAGAGAUCCCAGCCCACCUCCAGCAUUCAAGCCUGAACCCCCAAAGGGUAAACCGCAAAACAGAGAAGAUCCUUAUGAUAUCCCUAAGAAUUACGAAGCCAGAACAGGCAGCCCUAAUGCUGCUAGCAGUGAAACUUAUGGAGUACCAAUGAAAGUGGCCCCUCCCCCAAUAGCCAUCAAACCUACUUUUGGACGCCCCAUAUUGAAAUCCUCUCAGCCACCUGUCCCAUCAACGGAGGUGGAGGAGAAAUCGGAGGAGGGGAUAGAAGAACCAGGGAACACACCAAAAUCUGUGCUGGGGAAAGUUAAAAUAUUUGAGAAAAUGGACCACAAAGCAAGACUUCAACGAAUGCAAGAACUACAAGAAGCACAAAAUGCCAGGGUGGAAAUAGCUCAGAGACACCCAGACAUUUAUGCUGUCCCAAUCAAGACACAAAAAACAGACCCAAACUGGACCCAGGCUGCCAGUUCCAGACCUCCAGAGCCGCAGAAAGCAGCAGGUAGACCUUACCUAGAUAAGCAAGGAAGUUACGGCAGUGAUGCAGAAGAGGAGGACUAUCGCCGACAGCUAGCGGACAAUUCUAAACGUGGAUACUAUGGACAAGCAUCUCGAUACAGGGAUACGGAAUUAUAGAUUUCUUGGCUACCAGAACCAUUGUAUUGGGACACACCUGCAUGGCCAAACUGAAGGCCUGGUAACUUUCAAAAAGUGUAUGUAUAUUUGGAGCUACUGAUGAACUCAAGAUGUAUCUACACACUGGAAUGGCCAAUGGAAGCAUUGGAGGGAGUGAAUCACUGUUGCCUGAACACUGUGACCUAUUUUAUAAAAGGACCAAAAAAUUAUUUUUAAUAUUUGCAUUAAUUCCUAGCAUUUAUGUCUUUUUAACUUACUCUCCUCUUUACUUACAUUGCCUUUUUAACUAUUGUUUUAAUUAUUGUGACAUGAUGGAAGCAUGAUGAAAAACACAGUGUUUUAGUGCAAGAAAAACAAAAAAGUGCCUUUCUAACAAAAACUGUCCUGAGCUGAUCUCUGACAUCUGAUGCUUCUUCAAAUCUAAUGUUUCUGUGGCCUAACUUUUGUACAUUCCAUGACUACAAUUUUCCCCUUGGAUGUUAUUUUUCUACUUUAAAUAGAUAAGUAUAAUUUUUUUCAUAGGCAAUAGCUGUACAUACGAAAAGGUAACUUUGUUGGCUGCCUGCCACAAGGCAAGGGUGCCCCAAAACUGAGAAAAUUACGUAGAAAAUAAACCAGAUGAUCUGUGUCUUAAACCAUUUUGUGAGUCAUGAAAUAAUAAAGGGAUAUAUUCUACAAACAGUUGCCUUUUUCCUUUCAAAUUAAAUAUUUUAAUAAUGCCUUGGAUAUUGAGUUGUUUAUUAAUAUCAGACGUUCGAAUGGAAUGAAGUCAUUAUUGAAGAUAUUCCUUAUUCUGUUUUGGUCUACAAAGCUUACUUUUUCAUUAUGUAUUUGAAAAGACCUCAUUUGGAGGUCUUGCAGAAGAAUGUUAGGAAAUUAAAAGUUGGCCUCUUCAAGCGAUGCA
This is a messenger RNA of Zootoca vivipara (common lizard), 9472 nucleotides long. The record is from RefSeq and is a predicted model, not a curated record. Lineage: Eukaryota; Metazoa; Chordata; Lepidosauria; Squamata; Lacertidae.